CUAUCUAUAUAAAUAGUAAGUGGAGUCUCAAUUCAAAUAACAGAAACAAAGUUAGUGUUUUCAGAUUGAGGAUAUGGCUUCUUCCUUGGCUUUCUUCACUAUUUUCUCACUUCUCUUGGUGGGCAAUGCAAUAGGUGGAAGAAAAGAGCCUGGGGUAUACUGGAGGGAUGUUAUGAAGGAUGAGCCCAUGCCAAAAGCAAUCCAAGGCCUUCUCCCUGAAGAUCAAUCAUCUUCUCUCUUAAGCAAGAAACCCAACUGUCAGACAAUUCCAGGGGCAAGAAAUGGGGGUGAUAUUGUCAAGGGUUUUGAGCCUAAAAAAGAGAAGGUUUUCUGGGUUUAUGAUGAUGAGGAUGCUAAACUCACAGAAGAGAAAUCAUUUGUUAAGGACCUUGAGCCCAGGACUAAUGUCUCAGCCUAGCAUGAUAAAGGUGCUACUAAAGAAGAGAAGGAGAAGCCAUUUGUGGGUGACUUUGAACCUAGGCCUAAUGUUUCUGCUUAUAAUGAAUAAGUGGAACAGAAACCAUGAAUAUUAUUCAUUAGGUAAGAAAUAGAGUGCCAUUGGUAGUGAUUAUAAAAAAUAUUUCUAGCAUUUCAAACACUUGAAUGAUAAAAAAAUUUAAAUAUUAAAAAUGUUGGAAACACUUUCUAAAAUUAUUAUCAAAUGAGCUUAUAAUUAGAAGCCCCUAGUGUUUAAUGUUUGUAUUGGAAUUGAUGUGAAGUGUGUGAAAUGAUUUAAUAAGAGUUGUACCAC
Molecule: messenger RNA, 751 nt
Organism: Vitis vinifera (wine grape)
Lineage: Eukaryota; Viridiplantae; Streptophyta; Magnoliopsida; Vitales; Vitaceae
Product: organ-specific protein S2
Exons: 2
Coding region: 74-418 (114 amino acids)
Source: RefSeq, a predicted model, not a curated record